AUGGAGGACAGGUCCAAGAAGCCGUCCGAUCACCUCUAUUGGGCACGCACCGCGUCGACCACGCAGCCCGUCGAGCACAAGCCGCUCGAUGCCGCCGCGCAGGCGGCGCUGCAGUCGGCGGCGGCCAAGCCGGGCGCGGCGUGGAACGCCGCGGCGACGUGGGAGGAGAAGGAUAUAUCCAAGUGGGCGCACGAGCUGCUGAGCUCGACGCUGCUGCCCACGCUCGCCGCCGCUGAGGCGGAGCUGACGGCGAGCGAGGCGGCGGCCCUGCCCGCCGACUCGAGGGGCGCCUCCGGCCUGCGGUGCGCGCUCAAGGUGAGUGCUGUGAGCUCCGUGAGCGGCGACGUGACGCACGUGCUGAGCCGCGGGAAGCAGCGCGUGGUCUUCGAGCUGACGCUCAAGCUCAAGCUCGAGCUCGAGCUCCGCGAGUCCGACGGGACGCUCCUGCAGCUCGUCGCCGGCUCGCUCUCGCUCAGCGAGGUCGCGAACGACGACCUCGACGGCGCGAGGAUGCCGUCGUCGCACAAGACGUCGUGCGACCAGCCCGAGUGGGCGCCCCUGCUCCGCGCCGCCGCCGGUCGCGCAUGGCCCCCGCUCAAGGGGGCGCUGGUUGCCCUCGUGGAGCAGGCGAAGGAGAAGUGGCGCUGA
This is a messenger RNA of Emiliania huxleyi CCMP1516, 648 nucleotides long. RefSeq lists its product as hypothetical. The transcript has a single exon. Gene Ontology annotation, biological process: protein folding; positive regulation of ATP-dependent activity. The record is from RefSeq and is a predicted model, not a curated record. Gene Ontology annotation, cellular component: cytosol. Gene Ontology annotation, molecular function: protein-folding chaperone binding; ATPase activator activity. The coding region runs from base 1 to 648 and encodes 215 amino acids. NCBI's taxonomy places the organism in Eukaryota, Haptophyta, Isochrysidales, Noelaerhabdaceae.